Messenger RNA from Miscanthus lutarioriparius, 291 nucleotides. NCBI's taxonomy places the organism in Eukaryota, Viridiplantae, Streptophyta, Magnoliopsida, Poales, Poaceae. The record is from the annotation of a GenBank genome assembly.
AUGGUGGCUCCCCAACUCCUACGUACAGGGUCAGGAGGAGGCCACGAGCCAACGCCAACGCCAACGCCAACACCAUCUUACGGCACAACACCAAGCACCCCAAGUACACCUACUUAUGGGGUCCCUGAAAUUCCGAAGCAUGGAUUUGUUGGAUCCUGCGACUACUGGAAAAGCCACCUGGACAUGAUCAUUGCAGUCAUUGGAUCCCUUGGCAACAUUGGCAAGACAUUUGGUGCUGCCUACAGCUUGAUCAUUGGCAAGAAGCUUGAGAAUCUCCAUGAUGAACUCUGA